AUGGGAACUAUUACUUCAGGUAACUUGCAUAUCCAGUUUUCAUUUUCGGAGCCGUGUCUUUGGCACUUCAGAGGAUUUUCAAGUGAACAGCAUGUCACAAGCUUUUUUCAGAAUUUUGUUAGCUGGGGAGUUAGAAAUUUGAAGAGUGCGAGAUUCAAUAAAUUUUUAGUCGUCAUUUUUAAGAUCCUUGUUUGCUUUGAUUGUUUCGAUAUUUUUUCUGAUUAUAAUGAUUUACAUCUUAGUGUCUUGUAAUUUCUAGUAAUUGAGUUCGAAAAAAAAGGUCAAUAGAUUUCUUCCCGGGUUACCUGCUUCUGUUUUUCAGUUUCUUCCUUCAUCUUCAUCACCACACUUCUCAUCCAUUUUCCUAUGCCGAUUCAGACACGUUUGACUUUUAUCUGUUUUCAUAAUUUUCUCUUGGUUUUCAGAGUGUUGUGACAAUCCUGUUUUUGGUUACAACGAUGAAAGCUGUGGAACUGCGGAUUGUACAACAUGCACAAAAGGAGAUUAUAUAGUUAUAAAACAGGAAUAUAACAAAGGAGUUGCACUGGGAUUUUCACGAGUCUUGCAAUCUGCAUCCAGGAUCAUCUUGGAAGACAAUUCUCAACCUGCGGAUUUUUUAAAAUUAACGACACUUUCUUAUAACGGCUCCGACCACCAAAAGUUCCCAGGUUCUUUUCAAAUUUCAUUUCGAAGCUUGAGUGAAGCACAGUUCAAACAAAAUUUCUCGCAGUUGCGCUAAGAAAAUAAUCGUUCUGAUCGACUGCGUCAAAAGUUGUGGCUAGCCAACCAGAGGCGAGUGAAGCUAUCAAGAAGUUGGCUUACGUAAUUUGAAAAUUUUGUGACUAUCGAAAAAACAAAUUUCGACCUUUUCUAUUUGAAAGAAUCGCGAACUGUGAAGGGAACGCAUUACUUAAGGAAGCCCUAUACACUCUAACAUUAGAAUAUGAACGGUUUCGAAAACUCUGAUAAGUUAUCCAACCUCUUUAUUGCUUCAUUUUUGAACAGUUCGCAACUAAAUAUACAAAUUUCAUUCAUUGCCAUGAAUGAUUAGAAUCACCAGUCUAAAAUCUGAAGUUCUCUCGCUUGGUUUCUCUUGAUUGAAGUUUUCAGAGCCCCUCAUUCGCAUCCGUCGAAGUAACGUCAGUGCAGCUUCUUUCGCUAAAUUGAAGAACAUAAAAAUUAGUCCGCUGGAACCGUAUUGUCAGAAGGGUACGAUUUACGAUAUAGACUACAUGGACCCGGCGCCGCUGUAUAUUCUGAAGGACCUCGAGAAGGUUGGACCUUAGUUAUCGGUAAUUAUACGAUUAACACGAAUAAAUUCUCGUAAAUGUUAUGUCUAAGGUAAUAUGUAUUCAACAACGACGGUGAACAUAUAAGUGGAUAUCUAUGUUUUUCUUAUGCCGUGUUCAAUUUGAUUAUGCGAAAUGCAAAAUAAUCUCUGACUCUCCAAAAUUUAGUGAUCUUUUCCUUUUCCUAACGGGUAUUUUGCAUUUUGCGGGAUCAAAUUUAAAAUCACUAAGUUUUCAGUAGUUUUAGAGCGCGUUAAUUGAAAGUAAUUUAAAAAAAAGCACGGAAAUUCAUUUCUACUUUAGCUGUUUUUCAUUUUUGAUUUGAACUAAAAGUUCGAUUUGGAGUUUCCUGGAUUUUGCGGAACACUUUGAACAUAAACGCUCGAUGUAUAAACGUUCGAUAUUUAGAAUGUGCUGAAGCCCUGUGUGAAGUUAUUCCCGACAACGUCAACGCCGGUAGCCGCUACGUGUCCGCCGCAGAAACCCUGCAUCUGCAACCAAACGACGCAAGCGACAUCGCGUAGCCCACCACCAGUCGCAGUGGCCAACUCACAACAAAAGAACGACGCCGGCGAAGGGAAGAAAGACGCCGGAGAAUGCUCUUGCCAGGGUGAUUAUCAGACAGGAGGAAUGAUUUUUGGGAACGUUUAGAUGUUUUCUAUAAAAAUCCAAAUCUUAAAUUCUUUUUAAAAAUAUGGUUUAUUUCUAAAAGGAUAAAAUAUUGCUCGCUUGAAAAAAAAUAUCACUUUUUACAUUCGUUCAUGUUUAUAUUUGAAAAAAAAAAACCAAAAGCAGAUUGGAUUCACUACUGUGCAGAUUUGUAGGCGAAAACACCAAACUUACUUCGUUGAAGUAGAUUUCUUCCUAUUUGUAUUCAAUCUUGCCUUCUAUAUACCAACUAAAUUGAAUUUAUUUUUUUAACAUGGAUAACAUGGAUAAAUUAUCUUGCGUAACUAACCGAGCAACGCGCUAAUAAAUAAUAUUUUUUCCUUUUUUGAAUAUCGAAGAGCUCCUAUUAAAAGUGGCAUUUUUUCUCGCAAAAAAAUAAGAAAAAGUAUUGACAGGAACUAUUAUCUUGACGGUUCUGAUAACUUCGCUCGUAUGGUUUCUCCUUUUUGUGAUCAUGGUUUUGGUCUUCCGUUCGACUCGCGCCUCUCAACCGCCACCAGAAAAGGAAAUUUGUCACCCUCCAUCUUCCAGCGAAAUUUCAAAACUCUUCCAAUGUGGUCGGAUGAAAAUCUGUCUCUUCGAAAUUAUUUUCCUCAAUUUUUCAGUUGAAUUCGUAUCUUUUCUGGUGCACACUUGCUACGCGAGUUUGGUGGCGGCUCACACGGUUUUCGGUAUCUGUUCUUUCUUAUUUUCAGAUUUUUUCUCUAGUCGGGUAAUUCUUUAGUUUUUCAGUAAGUAAUUUCGGCUUGAUGAAAAAAAAAACUUCUCGUUAAUACUUCAUAUAUUUUUUUCCAGCUGAAGACACGUCCAACUUGUUCGAGAUUAUCGAGUUGAGAACCGCUUACAUCAGUGCGGUGCGAAAUACCAAAAGUUAGUUGAAGAAAUCAAGUUUAAAACUCGACUGGAACGCAAAAGGCUCACUUUUUUCAACUCUAUUGGAAUCAGAGUGUUUUUUUUUUUUUGAAUAAUAAGUCUUUUUAUACUGUGGAAGUUUGUGUUCUUAUCUCCCUCAAGCUGAUGCUCAAGAACAAAGUGUUGCAGUAGGAUCUUUUCAAUCGUUCGGCGAAUCUGUCGUUGCAAGGCAAGGAAGACUGGCGUCGGGUGAAGCCUUGUACGAGACAGAUGUUAUGAAACAAGUACAAUAUCGAGAAGGGAACGUCAUCAUAGAGAAGUAAAAUUUUCAAAAAAAAAUUGGUUAUGGAUUAGAAUAAUUUACAUGAAGAAAGAAAGCGAUUAGUUUCCCAACGAAAUUCCUAAACUAAUCUUCGAAACUCGGACUUCGGUAACGUAAACCCAAUGCGUCUUGGACGUUUCUGAGCAUUUCUACGGAUCUCUUCGACGGCGUGCAAACUCUUAAUCGGUUACUUGGCGCUCAGAAACGUCCGGGGCUCGUACAGUUUGCGUUACCGAGGUCCGAGGAUGCUUAACGUGCCACACGAAGCUCAUAGUUCCGAUUUUCUAAUUUUUUUUUUGAACUCCGAAUGCGUAGGCUUUGAGUAAGCGCAGAACUAAUCGAAGGAUUACUGAAAAGUUGAGAUUUAAUAAUGUGUUCCAGGUACGACGAAAUUAUUGAACCCGAGGAAGAAGUUCUACGGACGAGGUUCGUCGAGAAGAAAGCGUCCAACAAAAGCAGCGAUGUCGAUAUUCUGGAGAUGGACAACAAGAUGGAAGAAGUUCUACGGACGAGGUUCGUCGAGAAGAAAGCGUCCAACAAAAGCGGCGAUGUCGAUAUUCUGGAGAUGGACAACAAGAUGGAAGAAGUUCUACGGACGAGGUUCGUCGAGAAGAAAGCGUCUAACAAAAGCAGCGAUGUCGAUAUUCUGGAGAUGGACAACAAGAUGGAAGAAGUUAAACUGCAGCGCUCAUACAUAGAUGAAGCUUUCGACGGCAUAGUGAUUGAAGAACGACGGAAGCUUCCUGUGAUGACGAAAACUGAACUGCCGAGAAAGACGGCUGGAGAAGAGGUGCUGACUAUUGACGAAGAAGCUCGCGAAUGUGCUGGCAAAAAUUCAAAAGCCUCGGGGGAGUUGACGCUCGCCGAAAAAAAAGAGCAGCAAAACCUGAAAAAGAAGAGAAGACCGGACAUGGUGCAGAUCUUAGAUAACAUGGUCGCCAAUUACCGGAACAAAACGAAUUCCAGCAGUGAAUGUGAUGAGAUUGGACACGCUUGUGAGUUUUUGGUUUUGACGAAAUGGAAUGAGUUUGUAAAACUUAUUGAAUAG
This is a messenger RNA of Caenorhabditis auriculariae, 4180 nucleotides long. NCBI's taxonomy places the organism in Eukaryota, Metazoa, Nematoda, Chromadorea, Rhabditida, Rhabditidae. The record is from the annotation of a GenBank genome assembly.